This is a messenger RNA of Cimex lectularius (bed bug), 1678 nucleotides long. Its product is annotated as nucleosome assembly protein 1;4-like. Gene Ontology annotation, molecular function: RNA binding. The record is from RefSeq and is a predicted model, not a curated record. The transcript has 10 exons. Bases 175 to 1668 code for a protein of 497 amino acids. Lineage: Eukaryota; Metazoa; Arthropoda; Insecta; Hemiptera; Cimicidae.
AAGCACAACUGGAAACGACCAGGGAUCGAUUGUCAACCCAAAAAAUCGACCUCGUUCCCAACCAAAUGGGAGAAUACAUUUAGAUAGGCCGUAAUGUUCAUGUUGAGGAGGAGGUGAAGCACAACCAGCAUGAGUGUCAUCAAAGGGGCUUGAAUUUUUUCCAAUAUAGAGGAUAUGAUGGUUGGCUCAGGGAUGCCUUCACCUGACAGUUCCAGUCAGCAAUCACAGUCACAGGGUUCACAGUUGGGUGUCAACAACGCCGGUGAUUACACCAGCGCCAACAGCAGUCAUCCAUGGUCGCAAGUUUCGUCGCAGAGGAGAGGAAUGAUAAGAGGCAACUACCCUCCACCAGUUCAGAGGAGGAUGGACAUGUACUACCCUCCACCGAGGUUUCCGAUCAACCCGCAACAGUACUUUCAGAUGAAGCAACGUCCACCAUGGAGGAUGCCACGACUCCCGAGAUUCCCACCGAAUGCCAACCAUGAGAACUAUAUGAAUUAUCCACGAUUCUGGAAUUCAAAUAACCAAGGGUCUACACAAGCCACUGCCACGCCUUCAUCGACUGAAGAAGAAAAUACUGAAGAGGCAGUUCCUAAGAAGAAAAGAAGAUCAACCAAUGGCACUUCAAGACCAUGGGACAGAGAAGCAGCAGAAAAAGCGCUCGCUCUUGAAAUGGAAUGUCAGAAAAGCGCUGGCACAAAUGCCAUUGUCAUUCGCUUCCCUGAUCCGGAACUCUCUAAAGAAAUUGUACAAAACUUUCACAGUUCAAUUGAAAAUGUGCAUUUUCAAGCACCAUGCGGUGCCAGGUACUGUUUUGUGACAUUAAAAGACGAUGCAAAUGUAGAAAAAGUUAUGAAAGAUAUCAAUAAAGUUAAAUUUGGUGUCGGAUAUUUACAAGCGGAGAAAAAAGUACAGAAAGUUGAAGAGACAGUGGGCCCUGAGAAUAUCGAUCCUUUUACAUUAUAUGUUGGAAAUUUGCCGACGAACAUUAGCACAUUGGAAGUGAAGGAAAAAUUCCCGACAGCGACGAGAAUCGAUGUUGGUUAUGCACAGAAAAUGAAAUACACAAGAUAUGCCUUUAUACGUUAUUCGACGGCAGAGGCUGCUUUCGAGGCUUAUAAGACUUCUGUGAAUUCGAUCAUAGCGUCGAGGUCAAUCAUCCUCCGGUUUAGAAGGCACAAGGCGCCAGUUGGGCCGCCGGGUCAGAAACCGAGCCCGAGUGUUCUAGAAGCAAAGCCUGGUGAAAAAUUAACAGUAGGUGCGAAAUUAAAAGCGAAGAAAGAAAAAGCAAAGGCUGAAAAGCUUGCAAAAGAAAAUGAACUUAAAAAACUUAAAAAAUCCAAGAAAAUAAAAACAGAGGAUGCGUCAUCGGACGAAGAGGAAGUAGAACUCGAAAAAGACGAAUCGGAAUUCGGCAGUGGCGAGGAGGAUGACGACGACGACGAUGAUGAUGAUGACGAUGAUGAUGACCCAGACGAUGAUGAUGACGACGACGACGAUGACCCUGAUGAUGACAUGGUCCAAUAUGAAGACGAUAAUGUAGACGAUGACGAUGAUGAUGACGACCUGGACGAUGACAUCGAGGCGAAUGUGAAAGUGGAAGAUGACGACGAUUAUGCCAGUUACGGAUACGCAGUGAAUCUAGAUCAGUUGACUGAAAACAAAUAAAAUUGAUGAG